AUGAGGUUAUUAUGGCAAGGAAUGAACGUGGUUGGGUACCGUCAGUUAUUUGAUCUACAUUCCGAUGUCGUGGAAGCGAAACGGGACGGGCAGUCGCAAGGGGCUGCGGAUAGUUAUGCUAUGCAGUGCAUAGAUAGCGGUAUCGGUACACAUUUUAUUUACGUGAGAAAAGGUGUGCCCGAAAAUUUGGUUCCGCCGGCGCCGGAGCCGAGAGUAUUCGGACCCGGUGACUUGGAAAGGCUUGGAGGUUGA
Messenger RNA from Botrytis fragariae, 252 nucleotides. RefSeq lists its product as uncharacterized. The record is from RefSeq and is a predicted model, not a curated record. NCBI's taxonomy places the organism in Eukaryota, Fungi, Ascomycota, Leotiomycetes, Helotiales, Sclerotiniaceae. Bases 1 to 252 code for a protein of 83 amino acids. The transcript is spliced from 2 exons.